This is a messenger RNA of Diospyros lotus (date-plum), 492 nucleotides long. RefSeq lists its product as uncharacterized. The transcript has a single exon. NCBI's taxonomy places the organism in Eukaryota, Viridiplantae, Streptophyta, Magnoliopsida, Ericales, Ebenaceae. The coding region runs from base 1 to 492 and encodes 163 amino acids. The record is from RefSeq and is a predicted model, not a curated record.
AUGAACUCCAGGCCUCAAAUAUUGAUCCAGCAGCACAGAGACGUGCAAAUUCCUACACGUCAGGAGCAGCCAAGGUUGAGCCAAGAAGUGCAAAACAUUAAAGCCCUGAGCAAGCUGAGGAGAGAAAUCUACAAUCCCAGUCCUAAGGCAAAGACCAUAGCAAGGAGACUCAACCUUUACUACAGAGGCAAUUCAACUAAUGGUUUGGGCCAGACUGAACCAGAGGAAGACGAUGGCAAGAGGUGCGCCAUCUGCUUAGAGGAUUUCGAGCCCAGGGAGCCAGUGAUGCUCACUCCCUGCAAUCAUAUGUUUCAUGAAGACUGUAUUGUUCCUUGGCUGAAGAGCCAAGCUCGAUGCCCGGUUUGCCGGGCUGCAAUAUCCGAGCAAACGAGGGAGCAUCGGGCUGCACAGGUACCGCCUGCUGUUGGUUUAAAUGAUCAAGAGAUUUUCGCAAUUAUAAGUGCCAUGGAGCAAGGUUUCGAGUGGGGAUGA